Molecule: messenger RNA, 1917 nt
Organism: Frieseomelitta varia
Lineage: Eukaryota; Metazoa; Arthropoda; Insecta; Hymenoptera; Apidae
Gene: TTLL15
Product: probable tubulin polyglutamylase ttll-15
Exons: 4
Coding region: 283-1797 (504 amino acids)
Biological process (GO): protein modification process
Source: RefSeq, a predicted model, not a curated record
UAAACUGAAAAACCUUUAUUAUUGAAAAAUAGCUUUUUUUCACGAUUUAUUUCAUUUUAAAUUAUUUACAAAACAUAAAACAUUUCAAAAAAACAGAGUACAACACGUAUAGAAAUUUACGUAUAGAAACCGGUUUUAAGAAAUUAUGCUUUCAUUAGGAAGUAGGUGGUAUAGCGGAGAAAAUUACGGUACUUAUCGGACUACGACACAGUGGUGUAAACACAAGUAUACUAUGUUCUUCUGCUAUUGUUAACAAAUGAUAUUAAAAUUAUAUGUUUAACUAUGUCUAAUAAACAGAAACUUUUACAGAAUGCUGAUCAACGUACAAUAUAUACUCAAAUGAUGAAUUUAAAACUGAAAACAAUUUUCAAGAUGUUCUUAUAUUCUGCAAUAGUUCCAAUAAUUUUAUAUUGUUUUUUUUUAUACUUCUUAUAUUAUCAAGAGAACUUAGUAAAUGUACAAUUAGGAAUGGAAGAAAUGGAAGAAAAGAAUCCACUAUAUCGAGUAUAUGCGAGAAGCAACGACACUGGAUAUUUAAAACAUGUAUUUCUCGUAUUGGAACGUUUGGGAUUUAAACAAACCAACGAUGCAUUCAAUUGGGAUUUACUAUGGGCGCAUGACUAUCCAUUUAGAACUUUAAGUUCUACCUUAAAGAAAUUGAAAUCUUAUCAGCGCAUUAAUCAUUUUCCCGGUUGCGGAUAUAUCACGAAUAAGGUAGACUUAUCAACGACGGAAGGCCGCUAUAUUUUACCAGCAUUUAAAAUACCAGAACAAAACAACGCAUUUUUGCUAUAUGCUAAUCAACAUCCCGAGAAGAUAUUUGUACAAAAGUCGAAUGAUCAUCGUGGUAUCAGUAUAAAAAACGUGAGCGAAAUAAAUAUUACAGGAACUGGAUCUUUUGUACAAGAAUUUAUACAACGACCAUUUCUUGUAGAUGGGUACAAAUUUGAUAUUGGUGUAUACACUGUGAUCACAUCCGUCGAUCCUCUUAGAGUAUAUGUGUACAAAGGUGAUGUUCUCUUUAGAUUUUGUCCUGUGAAAUAUUAUCCAUUUGAUUCUGAAGUUUUAGACAAGUACGUAGUUGGCGAUGAUUACUUGCCAAUUUGGAAUGUUCCAUCUUUGAAACACUAUUACAGUAAACUGAAAUUUUCAAUGAAAGAUUCGUUUGACGCGUAUGUACGUUCGCAAGGAAAAAAUCCAAAAAAAGUUUGGAAUGGUGUAUACGAAGCAAUAAGAGAGAUUACCUUGUCAAAAGAGAACUAUAUUAAAGAAGCUGUAAAACAUUUUGGAAAUGGUAGAAAUUUUUUCGAAUUGAUCAGAAUUGAUUUUGCUCUUGAUGAAGAUUUAAAUAUUUACACCAUGGAAGCAAAUAUGUCUCCAAAUUUAUCUUCAGCGCAUUAUCCUCCAAACCAAUUACUUUACGAACAAGUCAUAUUUAAUUUAUUUUCCUUAGUUGGCAUAGGACAAAGAAUGAGGAAAAAUUCUUUAAAACCAAGGAACAGAAUGGAAGAAAAAAUGGAAGUAGCUGACAAGAAUAUAAUGGUUUUGCCAGAACUUUGUAUAAAAUGUAAUGAUUGUUUUCGUGUAGAAUGUCAACUAUGUAGUCCUUGUUUUACACCUGAAAUUAAACUGAUUUUGUCUCAAAGUUACUUAGAACAUCAGAAUAAAAUGGAUUUUCAAAGAAUCUUUCCACCUUCUAUAACAAAAGAUAUGAUAUUAAAAGAUUACACAUUAAAAAAUCAGUUACUUGUCAGAUGGUACCAAGGCAAGUGUGAAUUAGAUCAUUCAUGGUGUUGACAACUACAUAUUUUUAGAAUUUAUUAAUUUAUAUGAUGCAUGUAUAUAAAAUAACCUACCAACUGUAUGAUUACUGACAUAUUAUAUUUUGUAUCAAAUCAAAAUAGAAACUAAAAUUUA